AUGGCGAAUAAUGAUGAGGUAAUAACAAAAAAGUGUCGCAUAUGGAAUCCCGCUUUGGAUGAUUGUUAUAAUGUCACCAGUAAUGAUAAAGAUACAUGCUCAGUCAAUUUUCAAAAUGAUCAUAUUCCCCAGAAUUAUGCAAGUUUGAUGCAACCAUACAUUACAACACCUAUGCAUUCUAAUUAUAUAAAAGGGAUACAACAAAAUCAAAAUACAGCAAUGAGUUUUCGAUUCAAUAUUACGCUGUUACCUAAUUACUUGAUGAACACAAUGCUGAACCAAAAUUUUACAUCACUUGAUGUACCAAAUCAAAAUUGUUGUGCUAUAUGUGGUAACAUAUUUCGAUUAACUGCUGACUUGGUUCAACAUAUGCGUAUCAACCAUCGAACUAAACAUUAUUCUCAACAACGAAAACGAUUAUCAUCACAAUAA
Molecule: messenger RNA, 432 nt
Organism: Brugia pahangi
Lineage: Eukaryota; Metazoa; Nematoda; Chromadorea; Rhabditida; Onchocercidae
Source: the annotation of a GenBank genome assembly